UUACGUACGGCACGCCAUAUUUCCUCCCCGGCUUUUUCGCUGUUCAGGGAGAGCACCACGUUGCUCUGUAAUUGUUGCAUUUUUAGCCAAGCUUAUAACAGAUAAGGUCAUCUAGAGGAGUCUAUACGUUUGUUUGUGAGGUCCCUAUUCGGGCAAAGGAGUCUGCUCUGCUCUGUUUUGGAAAAAGGCAGGCAGAAUGUCGGAAAAACCGACUCGAAUCGCCAUUGUUAACCAUGACAAGUGCAAGCCAAAGAAAUGCCGACAGGAGUGCAAAAAGAGCUGCCCAGUUGUCCGAAUGGGUAAACUAUGCAUAGAGGUGACCAGUCAGUCCAAAAUUGUGUGGAUUUCUGAAUCUCUCUGCAUUGGCUGUGGUAUUUGCAUCAAGAAAUGUCCUUUCGGGGCCUUGUCAAUUGUUAAUCUGCCAAGCAACCUUGAAAAAGAGACAACCCACAGAUACUGUGCCAACUCAUUCAAGUUGCAUCGAUUGCCUAUACCUAGACCAGGCGAAGUCUUGGGACUGGUUGGCACCAAUGGUAUCGGGAAGUCAACUGCACUCAAGAUCCUCGCUGGGAAACAGAAGCCCAACCUGGGGAAAUUUGAUGCCCCACCAGAUUGGCAAGAAAUCCUGACCUAUUUCAGAGGGUCUGAGCUUCAGAACUACUUCACCAAGAUCCUGGAGGAUGACCUGAAGGCUAUUGUGAAACCCCAGUAUGUCGACCAGAUUCCCAAGACCGUCAAGGGGACUGUUGGUGCUAUUCUGAGCAGAAAGGACGACACUAAAACAGAGACUGUUGUCUGUGCCCAGCUCGAUCUGACCCAUCUGAGGGGGAGAAAUGUGGAGGAUCUGUCUGGAGGGGAACUCCAGCGCUUUGCCUGCGCUGUGGUGUGCAUCCAGAGAGCAGACAUUUUUAUGUUUGACGAGCCAUCCAGUUACCUGGACGUGAAGCAGCGUUUAAAAGCUGCCAUCACCAUUCGUUCUCUCAUCACUCCAGACAGGUACAUCAUUGUAGUGGAGCAUGACCUGAGUGUGCUGGACUACCUGUCAGACUUCAUCUGCUGCCUUUAUGGAGUGCCCAGUGCGUAUGGGGUUGUCACCAUGCCUUUCAGUGUCAGGGAAGGAAUCAACAUCUUCUUGGACGGGUAUGUUCCUACUGAGAAUCUUCGCUUCCGGGAGACGUCGCUGGUUUUCAAAGUUGCAGAGACUGCCAAUGAGGAGGAGAUAAAGAAGAUGUGCCGCUACCAGUACCCCAACAUGAGGAAGGCCAUGGGCGACUUUGAACUGGCCAUCGUGGAGGGAGAGUUCACUGACUCUGAGAUCAUGGUCAUGCUGGGAGAGAAUGGAACUGGCAAGACCACAUUUAUCAGAAUGCUGGCUGGCCGACUAAAGCCAGAUGAAGGAGGUGAUGUACCCCUCCUGAAUGUCAGCUACAAACCUCAGAAGAUCAGCCCAAAAUUCAAAGGAAGUGUGCGUGCCCUUAUGCACGAGAAGAUCAGAGAUGCUUAUAUGCAUCCUCAGUUUGUCACGGAUGUCAUGAAGCCCAUGCAGAUUGAGAGCAUCAUCGACCAGGAUGUCCAGAACUUGUCUGGAGGAGAGUUGCAGAGAGUAGCCCUGGCCCUGUGUCUGGGCAAACCUGCUGAUGUCUAUCUGAUCGACGAGCCCUCUGCCUACCUAGACUCCGAGCAGCGUCUCAUGGCUGCUAGGGUCGUCAAAAGGUUUAUUCUCCAUGCUAAGAAAACAGCAUUUGUUGUGGAACACGACUUCAUCAUGGCAACCUAUCUGGCUGACCGAGUCAUUGUGUUUGAUGGAAUCCCAUCAAGAAGCACAACUGCAAACACGCCACAGACUCUACUGGCUGGCAUGAACAAGUUUCUCUCCUUGCUGGAGAUCACUUUCAGAAGAGACCCCAACAACUUUCGACCAAGGAUCAACAAACUCAAUUCCAUUAAGGACGUGGAGCAGAAGAAGUCCGGAAACUACUUCUUCCUUGAUGACUAGCCACACAUCCUUCCCCCAUCGCUUUGGCCUGCCGUGCUAUCCAUCCCACUACAACCGUCUAGCGUAACAUGUACAGCUUGGAGAAGAGAGGGGGUCGUAACCUGCUCCGCGGAGGGUCCAAGAAGGGGCACGGACCACAGACCUGCUGCUUCCGCUUCCAGCCUUCACAUGUUGGUGCUCGGCUGGGCCUCCGUCAUCCCUCCAGGAGUACCAGCAGCUAUAUAAAAAAAAAAUGUGUUAUUUUAUCUUUCUGAAUUAUCAUAUUGAUUCUUUUUUUUAAAGAAAGAAUAUUCCUCUCCUCAAUAAAUGCUAGCUGCCCCACCUCCUCUGCGUGGCUGUACGUGAGUGUAUGUGAAAAUGUAGAGGUUUGACCCCCAGAGAGCCAUUUGGAAAAACCUACUUCACUCCGCUCCUGUCAGCUGAAGUAUGAUCAGGUCAUGACCAGAUCCCCACUUUCACCAUGGUCAGCAAACCUUUGAAACUGACCCUAGACCAGUGGUCAGGGGCAUGAUGUAUCAACGUCUAAUCUCCACUUGUGAUAGAGCAUUGAUAUCAUAACUGAUUAUUCACCCUCUAUGCUCAGUCCAUGCUCCUGGCUUCUUAACAUUGAUUGCAGCCUUUCCCAGCUCCGUGAUACAAAACGGUCCUAAGGUAUUAUGGCUAAUAACUAUAUUAAUUAUAAUGUUUUACAGUUAAUUCCUAGUGUCAUUUCCAUCUUUGUCACAAAAAAUGGAAGUGCACUGGAUAUCAGAAAGGUUCCAUUUUUUUUCGGUCACCAUUAGCUUAGCGUGUAUGAGUGUGUUUGUGUGUAUGCAAGUACUAAACCUGGGUGGUAAUUGUUGAAGGCAAUCUCAUUUCUUGAAGCCUGGAGUGGAAAUUGUAUCCAAACAAAUGAAAUAAAAUCCAUUUACAUAGA
Molecule: messenger RNA, 2912 nt
Organism: Alosa alosa (allis shad)
Lineage: Eukaryota; Metazoa; Chordata; Actinopteri; Clupeiformes; Clupeidae
Gene: abce1
Product: ATP-binding cassette, sub-family E (OABP), member 1
Exons: 18
Coding region: 197-1996 (599 amino acids)
Biological process (GO): ribosomal subunit export from nucleus; translational termination; translational initiation
Molecular function (GO): ribosomal small subunit binding; ATP binding; ATP hydrolysis activity
Source: RefSeq, a predicted model, not a curated record